Molecule: messenger RNA, 2219 nt
Organism: Zerene cesonia (dogface butterfly)
Lineage: Eukaryota; Metazoa; Arthropoda; Insecta; Lepidoptera; Pieridae
Product: all trans-polyprenyl-diphosphate synthase PDSS2-like
Exons: 2
Coding region: 119-1312 (397 amino acids)
Biological process (GO): isoprenoid biosynthetic process; ubiquinone biosynthetic process
Cellular component (GO): transferase complex; mitochondrion
Molecular function (GO): prenyltransferase activity
Source: RefSeq, a predicted model, not a curated record
GGUUUUGAUUAGAGGUGUAAGAACGGCGCGUAAUAAUUUUCAACACAAUUAAUCACAAACGUGACUGAAGUCGAGUGUAAAUAUCGUCAAAAUUUUAUGUUAGAAUCAGUAUAUCAACAUGCCGUACGCAGUAAUGAGGCAUUUACGGCGUACACUAUUAUUAAGUCAACAAAUACGAGUCGAAAGCACCAUGACCAACCUAACGCAAGAAGAAUAUGUUUUUCGACCUCCCAUCGCGCAGUGGAGCAAGGUUAUUAAGGACGCUGAAAAAAUUGUCGGAUAUCCAACAUCUUUUAUGAAUUUGAGGUGGCUUUUGAGUGAUGAAUUCGCCAAUUUAGCUAUGCACCUACGUAAGAUUGUAGGGAGUAAUCACCCCAUAAUGAAAACUGCCAAAACCGUCCUGUACAACGAACACAAUAAUCUCCAACCGUGGGGCCUUAUCAUUCUCCUAUUGUCCAAGGCUGUUGCUCCACCAUCAUCAUUACACGCGAGUAAUGUCGCAGAACAACAGAGAAUGCUGGCAGAACUAACAGAAAUGAUACGCACAGGCAAUUACAUACACAGAGGCUUAUUAAACAUACCUCCUGAGAAGCGAGAUGUCGCUAUGGACUCUCUAUACGCAAAUAAAAUUGCCAUUCUCAUAGGUGACUAUCUACUAGUCACUGCGAAUGGAAUGCUUGCGAGUCUAAAAAAUCAAGAUUUAUCGUAUUUAAUAUCGACAGCGCUGCGCGACAUAAGCGAAGGGGAGUUCUUUGGGCCCAGAGAUGAGCAAAACAUGCCGUUGCCCAGUAAGCCAAAGGAUAAUGUAGUAGAUAAUUUCAGGAUUAGUUGUGAAACAGUGCCAUUAGAUGUUAACGACGUGCUAGGGUCCCCAGUUAGAGAAUGGACGCUACGGACGUUGUAUAACGGUGGUACCUUGUUCGGCAGAGGCUGCCAAGGUGCUAUGUAUCUCGCUGACAGAAGUGUGGAGGAGCAAAAAAAGGCUUUCCUCUUCGGCUGUCACUUAUGCUUAGCGUGGCAGGCUGCUAGCGAACUACACAAGUUCACAAACACCAAAGAACCAUAUUCUCUAGUUAGUGCACCAGCUCUAUUUGGUUUACAGCGAUUGCCUCAUCUUUAUGAGACAGUUAAUGUUAAAAACGUCUCAGUUGUUGAUUAUGAGAGUUUAAAAGAGGAGUUACUCGAAACAGAUGCAGUGGAAAGGACAAAGUUAUUGUAUAGCGAGAAUGCAGACAAAGCAAGGUGCUAUGCUGAUUUGUUUGGUGACAAUGAAGCUGUGAGGACUAUAAAGAGAAUGAUUAAGAAUAUAUAGCAGGAUUUGUGUAGGAAAAUAGGGAAAGAUCGGUUGCUUGCACUAUUGUGUGGGCUUAGUACAAAUUGAAUAGAAAAAUGUAGGAAGAUUUUUCAUAACAAUAUUCAAAAGGAAUUAAAGGUAUCAUUCGAAAGCUAUUUUGGCCUUCAGAAAAGCUCUGUUUUAACAGAGACAAUAAUUUAGAAAAAAUCGUCAUCAAACAUAUGUAAAAAUCAUUUAAAUAUGGUGGUACAAUAAAGUUAUGUUAGAAAAGGCCUUUUCAGCUACUUAUGUUAUAAUCUAAUAAUUCUUAUUCAGAAAAAUUAUGUUAUAUUAUUGUAUGCAAUUCAAAUAUUAUUUGUUCUUAUAAAAUCGCUGUUCUUUUUUAUCUUGAUACCUUUAAAAAGAUUUUUUAUUAAUUUUCUUUAGCUUUGUGUAUGGUUUUUUUUUGUUUGUUUAUUAUACAAUCAUGGGACCUUUUUGUAUGAACGGUUAAAAUAGAAAUAAAUUAUUUACAUUGUUGCAAUAUUGUUUAUUACAAAUAUAAAUGUUAGCACUAUGAAUAUUAAUUAAUUAUAAAUUGUUGUUUCAAAAUCCUCAUUAUUGUAAGCCGUUAGUUAUGAGUAAGAUAUAAAAUAAUUUAACACCACAUGGUGUUACCAUUUCGUACUAUCUUUUAUAUAACCCUUCACUUUUUAUUUUUUUGUCUAUUUCUUCUAUACUGCAAUUUAAACUAUUCUCACUGCUUAGUAAAACAAAUUAGAUUUUUCUUUAUUUACCUGGCAAGUUUUAAUUUUCACUUCCUUUAUAAUGUUGUCUUUUGUUUUGAAAGACGCGAAUUAUUAUUGCCGAGUUACUAUAAAUAUGUGAUAUUUCAUAGUUCUUAGAAAAUUGUUAGCGUUGUAAAAAUAAAUUUAUUGUGGUUUAA